AUUUGAUAACGCCAUUAUCAGAAUAAUCCUAUCGGUAUUUUAACAUCAUCACAUACACACUCGUGUUAAUCAUUAUCUUCGAAUACCUACAUUAGCCUUAUCAAGGGCAAGUUCUUUCACGUAGCUGCUGUCACUUGCAUCUGCAUCUAGCCGGCCAGUUCUGCUAUUAUACUUAUUCGUGGCUGGUGGGCAACUUCAGUUUAGGUUUAACAGUGCAUUUUUAAAUAUCCGUGUUAUACCAAUUUGAACCAUGCAGGCACCUCAGGAUACAACUACUCCGGAUGUCCUACCGACCUGCCCAACGGAAGAUGAAAGUGUUAAUAGUGAGAUCGUUGAGAACCCUCCCCCAUUGUUCGUAGCCCCGCGGGGACGUAUGGCCGAUAAGCUUGCUGCUUCUGCCCCGUACAACUUUUUCUUAUCUGCCGUCACGGAUUCGCAGCCUACACACACGGAUCCACUAUCGGUUACCUUUCAGGAGCUGCUGGAUCCUAGCCUGGGAGAGCUAGAAUGCUCUUUGCAGCUUACUUAUAUGAUAGAUAUAAACUGGUUGCUGGAGCAGUACUCAGAUGCAGGCUACGAGCAACACCCACUGCUUAUACUGUACGGCGAUGAGUCUGAGCUGGAAACGAUAUCGGACAAACAGCCUAACGUUACUGCUAUCAAAAUUAAAACUAAGACGGGGUUCGGAUUGCACCAUACAAAGAUGGGUCUGUACGGAUAUUGUGACGGAUCGAUGCGUGUUGUUGUUUCGACGGCCAACCUUUACGAGAACGAUUGGUACAAUCGCACACAGGGGCUUUGGAUCAGCCCCCGUUUGCCAGCAGUGCCGGAAGGUUCCGAUCCAACGUACGGGGAAAGUAGGACUGAUUUCCGUUCCAGCCUCCUUGAGUAUCUCGGUGCGUACAAGCUAGCGAAGCUGGAAUCGUGGAUGGCCCGUAUAGCAGAAACUGAUUUUUCCGGCAUAAAAGUAUUUCUCGUCUGUUCGCAUCCCUGCGGUGAUUAUUACAUACCCGAUGGUCCGUUGUGGGGUCAUCCGCGUUUGGGCGCUCUGCUCUCUCAAUAUGCAACCACAAUAGAUGCCACGUUCCCGCUAGUGGCCCAAAGCUCGGGCAUCGGUGAGUUCGGUAAAUCACCGCAAUUAUGGAUCCAACGGCAAAUUAUGCCCAGCUUUGGGAAGGACAAUGAGCAAAAAACUAUACGCCGUUUGCCGGGUUUUCGUUUAAUUUAUCCAUCGUUGGCAAACGUACUGCAAAGCCAUGAUGACAUAUGCGGUGGAAGUUGUCUACCAUACUCGGAGGAAGUGCAUAAACAACAGAAAUGGCUGGAAAACUAUAUGUAUCAGUGGAUAAGUCGAACGCGGCAUCGGAACAAAGCGAUGCCGCAUAUCAAAACCUACUGCCGCUGGACACCGGAAGGUCUUCAGUGGUUUCUGCUCACUUCGGCAAACUUUUCCAAAUCAGCCUGGGGUAUAACUCGCUACGAUAAGUUACUGUACAUAAACAACUACGAAGCGGGCGUACUGUUCCUGCCUAAGAUUAUGCUGAACGAAGACUUUCUUCCAAUGGAACCGAAUGGCAAACAUCCCCAGUUUCCGAUGCCUUAUGAUGUGCCAAUCAUGCCGUACGCUCCGAAGGAUACUCCAUUUUUUAUAAAUUACCUAAGGUCGGAAGAAUCAGAAUCAGAAUAAUGUCACCUUUAUUAUCUGUUGUUGGUAAACCGGUUCUACUCACUGUCUACGCCAAAUUAUAAACGAAAUUAUUUUUUUUUUUAGCUUGAGCGGAACAGUUUCAUUAUUGGUUCCAGUUCCAACAGAACAGUUCUUUGAUCGGGACUAGUUCAUGAAUCAGAUUAAUAUAGGAGAUGAUUGCAGAAGAGGUGGAUGGUACCAACAGAUAAAAAGUCUUGAUAAAACAUUUCCAAACUAAGAAUAGGUUUGAUACGAGUUCCAUGUCUAGGAUGGACUAGUUUUUCAACUGAGAUAGUUAAAUAAUGAUAGAUCGUUAGAUUUGAUAGAUUUGCAAACCAAGGUAGGAUUGGAGCAGGAUGCUCAUGUCCGUGUCGGAACUAUGGCCGUGGGCUGCACGGCCAAAAUAUUCAGAAUCGGAGCUAGACCGAAAACAAGUAUGAUACAGGACCCGGAUCUAAAUCGAAUGGUCUGGAAUAAUAAAUAAAUAAAUAAAUGCUAAAUUAACUCAUCUACAA
Messenger RNA from Anopheles coluzzii, 2202 nucleotides. RefSeq names its product probable tyrosyl-DNA phosphodiesterase. The record is from RefSeq and is a predicted model, not a curated record. Gene Ontology annotation, cellular component: nucleus. The coding region runs from base 251 to 1687 and encodes 478 amino acids. NCBI's taxonomy places the organism in Eukaryota, Metazoa, Arthropoda, Insecta, Diptera, Culicidae. Gene Ontology annotation, biological process: single strand break repair; double-strand break repair. Gene Ontology annotation, molecular function: single-stranded DNA binding; double-stranded DNA binding; 3'-tyrosyl-DNA phosphodiesterase activity. The transcript is spliced from 3 exons.